Messenger RNA from Anarrhichthys ocellatus (wolf-eel), 4375 nucleotides. RefSeq names its product low-density lipoprotein receptor-related protein 8-like. The transcript is spliced from 14 exons. The coding region runs from base 738 to 2660 and encodes 640 amino acids. Gene Ontology annotation, cellular component: apical plasma membrane; plasma membrane; signaling receptor complex. Gene Ontology annotation, biological process: receptor-mediated endocytosis. Lineage: Eukaryota; Metazoa; Chordata; Actinopteri; Perciformes; Anarhichadidae. Gene Ontology annotation, molecular function: protein binding; hormone binding; calcium ion binding. The record is from RefSeq and is a predicted model, not a curated record.
CUGCAAUUUAAAAUAGUUUAAUAAAGACUGUGUGGGAGGUGAGUCUAAUAGCAGGGAGGACUAUGUAACCCAUUACAUGAAAUACAAAAUCAGGAGGUCUCAUGCAUCGGUCUGAUAAUUGAAUUGCCUUGUAUUUGACAUUAAGUAUCUUUGACAUUUAAAACUAUCAGGUUUGAGAAUUGAAUGAUGAACCCGCCAGAGGGUCCAUUAAAGGGAAUGCUUGUUAUUUUAAAGUGUUUUGGUUGUCUGUGAGUGUGACCCUGGGUUAUGUCCCAUGUAACUGAAAUAACACUUAAAUAUAUAUAUUUAGAAAAUAGAUUUCUGAGUAAGUAUUUAUCAGUGAGGUUGCAGUCGGUACACAUUGGGUUUACAAUCCUACUUUUAGUUUAACGACCCGCUAAUAUCCAAUGGGUGUUUUUGUUUGUCCCAAAUGCCUAAAAGUAAAGUUUGAGACACUAUAAUCUUCAAACUACAGACUUUAGUACAGCUGCAAGGUAAGAUUUAAGCAUCAACACACCUGCCCAGAUUAUUUAAAUUUAUCUUCUCAACAGGUGAGAGCAUGUUCAGACUUUAGUUUAAUCAGCUAACGCGAUUGGAAGCAGCUGUGAUGGGUGCAGACAUUUAUACACACUGAUAAGUGACUACAGUUACCUAACAAUACACGCUAUAAGACAACUCUUGCGUCAUAAUUCCGCGCCGCGUGCGAGCGAGCGAUACAACUGUGGAGGACAUCGAGCAUGGGGCGCCUUGGAGGUUUACUGCUUCUGCUCACGCCUUUGAGCUGGUGUCAUAUUUGGGGAGUCUCAGGUGCUGCAGCUCGUUCACCUUUCGCCUGCCACCAGCAGCAGGUGUUCAGGUGCAUCGAUGGCUCGUGCAUCCCGAGACCGAGUGUGUGUGACGGUUAUGCAGACUGUGAGGACGGCUCAGAUGAACAUCGCUGUGGUCACUUGUCGUGUAAGAAAGAUGAAUUUGCCUGCCGCAGCAGACUGUGUAUAGCUCCACAUUUGCGUUGUAAUGGCGUGGACGACUGUGGCGACUGGAGCGACGAGGCUUCCUGCCAGAACUGCACCGCCCCGGACUCCUCCUUCUCCUGCGGGCCGUCUGACAUCUGCCUGCCCAGAAACCAGCUGUGCGAUGGGCGAACAGACUGCAGAGACGGCCGGGACGAGGCUCGACAGUUGUGCCGUUUGUCCCGACCGCGCCCGCAGACCUCUCGUGCAUGCACGCCGUCUGAGUUUCAGUGUGGAGAUGGGCAGUGCAUCCGCCAGAGCUGGAGGUGUGACCUCUCACCAGACUGCUCUGAUGGCAGCGACGAGGACAACUGUGAUCAGAAUGAGUGUCUGGUCAAUAAUGGCGGCUGCUCUCAUCGGUGUGUGGACCAGCCGCUGGGUUUCCACUGUGACUGCCCCAACCACAUGAAGCUGGUCGGGGACAGCCAGUGUGAGGAGGUCGAUGCGUGCCUGGAGAGCGACGUCUGCGAUCAGCUCUGUGUUCACACGAAAGGCAGCCUCUCCUGUGACUGCAACAAGGACUACCAGAUGAACCAGACAACCAGAGAGUGCAAGGCCAAAGGGGAUGGGGCUCAGCUGGUUUUCACCUCUUCUAAAGGAAUACGUUGGAUAAGCACCACUGGCUCUGAGUACAGGGAACCAGCUCCACAUCUAUCAGGACCAGGGCCAGUGGCGGCUUUGGCCUCCAACCGAACACUGUACUGGGCUCGGCAAGGACAAGGCUCCGUAUACAGAGUCUCUGUGGAUGGAAAGACGGAGGAUUCGGUGUUGAUGCUGAAAUUUCAAGGUUCAGCGUCGGGCCUGGCUGUGGACUGGAUCCACCAGCUCCUCUACUGGACCAGUAUGGAGAGCGGUUCUGUUAACGUUGGCCUGCUCGACGGUUCGGCUCAGCGUCUGCUCAUCACUGGAUUGGACAAGCCUUCUGCGGUGGCUGUGGAUCCUCUCCAAGGGCUACUCUUCUGGGCUCAGUGUGGCAGCUCCCCAAAGAUUGAGAGAGCUGGCUUGGACGGUAGGGACAGGAUGGCUUUGGUGAUUUCCUUAUUACGCCAGCCUGUCGCAAUCUCUCUGGAUAUGCCUCGUCAGCUGCUGUACUGGGUUGACCAUGGAAUGAGAAGCAUCUCGAGAGUAAAUCUAGAGGGCCGUCAUCGCAAAACAGUGGUCGAGUCUAACGGUUAUCUGGACCGGCCCGUCGGACUGGCUGUGUUUGAGGGUUUCGUAUAUUGGAGUGAAGAAGUGACGCGCUCCAUCUGCCGAGCCAGCAAACACAACGGCGGCAACCUCCAAGUACUGCUGUCAAACGUCACCUCGCCGGGUGGUGUGGUCGUCAUUCAGCCUGUUCUCCAACCAAAAGGCCCAUCUGAAUGCGGGCAUCCCGGGACGGUGUGUGAGCACGGCUGUGUUGUGGACCUGCUGACUGAGAGUUUAGAGUUCAGCUGCACGCCUUCCGACGCUACAUUUGCUGGAAUCCUCUCUCUUAUCGUGUUUCUCAGUGUGCUGCUGGUGGGAAUGGCUCUGUGGUGGUGGAGAGAGGAGUUCAGGCCGUCCAGGUCUCUCACUGAGCAGAGCAUCUCCCUCAAAGAGUCCCAGGACCCGCUCCUCAUCCAGGGGCUGCACGGAACUCUGCUAAAGCUGGACCUGGACAGCGAAUGAAGAUGGCCAGCUGACUGGGGUUCACCCGGUGCUGUCUCCACCCACGCAGUGACCUCAGGGCUGCAGGUUGAAAUCACCAAAGAAGUGACGCGUUGGUAAAAACCAGAGUUCAGAUGGAGAAAAGGCUUUCAAACGGUAACUUCUGUUUUGAAGAAGUUGUACUUUCAGCCCUCCAGAAUUCCCCGUUGUUGUCGAUGAUGAUUUUUGUUUUUAUUUAUCGAACAAACAAACAUCAGAUUGUUUUGUUUUGAAUAUCAGCACGGAUGACAAUUUCGCCUUAUUUUACAAACCCUGCUUUUCUUUUUCCUCGAAGACGGUUAACUAAAUAUAUUUGGGUUUCAAACUGUUGAUCGUAAAAAUCAAACAAUGGGAGACUCCAUGUUUCAGUAUUUCCUGAGAUUCUACAGCCCGAAUGAUUAAUUGAUUAGUUGACAAUAAUUGAAACGGUGGCACUGCAGGUUUUUAUUUUAUUCUUAAGUAGCACUUUCCCGCUCAACAUCUGUCAUCUUAAUGCAAUCAAAAUAUACUUUUGCAAUAUUAUGGAUUUCUUUUUUUUUUUUUAACUUUCCAACAUCAAGCAUAAAUAUUAUGAAUAAUGUGACUUAAAAACUGGCGCUCCACUAGUUUGUUCUUGACCUCAGGAGUUUCACACUUCUUGGUUUGUCACUAAGAGGAUGUCUGCCUUGUUCCAUGAAUUUUUGGUGAAAUGCACUUAUGCCCUUUCUUGCCAAGAGUUAGACAGUGGUAUCGAUCUCCUCCUCUAUCGAUCUUCUCGUCCAAAUCCCUGUAUUAAGUGGUGGACGGACAGGCCGCCAUUUUCAUCCCGAGAGGGUUGAAACAUUGCCUUUGUUCAGACCAGGUACGUUUUGAGAGCUUUACUUCCCACGUGCAGAUACUCCAUUUGUCUUUCUGUCAUCAGUUAUUCUGCCCCUUGCCUACUGUAGAUAUAGGACAGAGUGUGCACACAACUAGCUGUAAAGUGUGAUGCAUAGUCAUAAGCUCGCAGUGAUGAGUGAUGCAACAUUAGGCAUCAGGCAAGAGGAAAAUGUCUCAAAGCUUUGAAUGUGGUGCUACAAUGGACACGAAUGUGUUUUGUCUUGUUGCAUGUCUCCUUGAGGUUUGGUUUUGCUCUUGUGCACAGAGCUGGUGUUUUGGUUGAUCAACCUGCCUUGUUUGAAUUCAGUGUUUUUGUGUUGUUUUUGUUAUUUUAGUCUCAAAGAGAGUCUGUUGGACCGAUAUAUAUCCAUCCGCAAUAAGUGAGAGAUAAUUCUGUGCUCAAACUGCUGCUGAAUUGUGUGGUUGGUAUUUAUUUCUAACAAAGUUUUAUUUAUUUUCGGUGAUUAUGACAUAAAAUGUAGUACUUUAUUUGCACCAUGGAUAUAACUGUUAAAUGCUGUAAAUUAAUGAAAUAAAGUAUUUUUUGUUUCUUCCCUACAUAUUUCUCCAUAAAUCAAUGUUGAGUCUUCUGUUUCAGUGCGUGACCUUGACCGUAACGGAAGUAUGUCAUUGUUUAACCACUGUGUAAACGCAAUCACCUGAAUAACAAAGCAAGUUGUGUCAGCCACAGCCCGGGAUAAUGAUCCGGAUCUUUCAGUUUAUUUCUGAAGCGUAAUACCGAAGCAGAUUAUCUUUUGAUUAUUCAGUGAGCAAUUCAACAGGUGACACAAUCGGGGAAGGUUGUGAGGAAAGCGAAUGACUCAUUGUCCUUUUGUUUU